UGGAUACCUCACUACCUCACCCCAAGCAUUUUCGCAGAGCUGUGUAUCGUGCUUCUGUGACUGUGUAGCCUAAGCCAAGGCCUAAUAAGUAUAAAAGAAAGAGAGAGGAAAAUACGGCUGUCUGAUGAGUCUGUGGUUUUGUGGUUUCACGCGUUCCCGAGAUGUUUAGCUUUAAUCUCGCUUUUGUGAAAAAAAGAUUGUAUUAAAAAAUAAAAGAACAAUAAAUUCGAUAGAAUUUAAACAACAACAAAAAGUACGUCUUGGGGCUGGAGUUGGGUUGAUGUGCGGCGAAAGUGACUGUUAUAACGAUCAAAACAAAACGUAGGCUUAGACUUAGAUUUAGAUCAUGUGAAAAGAUUCUUGCUUUUACAGUUCAUGUUGACGUUGUGAAAGCCUCGCUCGGAUAACAGCGCUCUGAUCUCUGGCAGCUGGGGCUGGGCUGAGUAUAAAUAUUAUUAUAGUUGUUUCCAACAGACUGCACAGUUCACGUCAAGAUUUAUUAUAGAGGCUUAUUAUAAGAAGACCUUGAACAGUUUCACUAAGAAUCUAGAUAUUAUAUCUAGAUAUCUUGAUCUAAUCUAGAUCUAGACAGUAAAUUCUAAUAAUUUUGUGGGAGAUUUACUCAGAUUCUGUGUAGGCCCUAGCCCUAGGCCUAUUAUAGUCAAGGCCAAGGGCUAAUCCAGCCCUACCAUGUUGACAAACAAAAAUACAAUGGGCGACGUUGUGAUCUGCCAAUUUAGCCUAGUAUUGACAGUCUAGGCAAAUCUGUUAUAGAUCGACAUCAUCGACUAGAAUCUAGAUUCUAGAUCUAGUUCUGUGAGAAAAUGCUUGUGCUGGAAGAUGAGAUCAUCCUGUCCACCCGACUGGGCAGCAGCUCGGUCCAGCUGUACCUGGGGGAUAUCACUGACCUUUCCAUUGAAAACAAAGUGGACAUUAUCUUCACGUCUGCUUUUCCAGGUGACUACAGUGCUGCUCACAAAACUACGCUGAUCCAUGCCCUCAAGAGCAAACUGGGCAUCAGUGUGAAUAAGCUGGCCAAAAACAAGGACCUUGACCUCAGGGCAUUUUUCUCCUGUUGGAUGUCUGCUCGACUCCCUGACCAUUUACCCUUUGGGAGGCUUGUCUGCUUUGAAAUUAACCGGGAUGGUGCCACAAUUGCCGACCAAAUGUCCAUGGUGUUCCGGGCCAUGAUGCCUAUCUUCAACGGCAACGAGAGUACAAUCAUCACUCCGAUAUUGGCCACGGGAUGUCAGCACGCCCCCCUGGAUGCAAUGCUGCGUGUGAUGGUCUCGAACGCCCUGUACUGGAUCCGGGCCGGCCUCCCUCUCAAGUGCAUCAAGCUGGUCCUGUACACCGCCAACCCGGACCGCGACCGACAGUUCCUGUACAAGUCCUCCAUAGAACAGUUUGGACUCAUCAAGAAGAAGUGGGAGUUCCGUAACACACAGAACGAGGCAAAAGAGACAUACGAUGUAUGUUUCUGCUAUGCCAAAUCGGAUGAGCAUUGGAUGACGGAUGUCUCUAGAACUCUUGUGUCUCGGGACCACUCACUCAAGAUGUACAAGGAACUAUUUAUAGCCAGCACUGAUGACUCUUGGCAAGAAGUUGUUUUCAAUAUUUUGUCCUGCUCCAGGAGAAUCAUCAUCAUCCUCACCCCAACGUUUGUCAGCGACCCGUUUUGCCUGGAGCAGUUCAGCCUUGGCCUGUGCUGUAACCGACUCAAGGGAGACAACGUGCUGAUUCCUUUCUACAUAGAGAGUGUCACUGUGUUCCCUAGCUAUAUGAACCUCAUACAGUAUACCGAGUGCAGAGCGAGAUAUGACGGGGAGACAGUGGAGGGGAAAAUCACCAGCGCCUGCGCCGAGCUAGUGACGACCUUGCAUACCGACACGGUGACCUCUGACCCUGCGGACGACCAGGGAGACGUGUCUGUGGUCAAGGAGAGCCCGAUCUACGACGUGUUUGUGUCCUACUCUCAUCGCAACCCUGAAAUGGCCAGGGCUUUGGUGGAACUGAUGGGCCGCAAGUACCCCGAGCUCUACGUGUUUUUUGACCGGAGCGAGCUCAAAUCAGGCAAUGUGUGGCAGCAGACUCUGUAUGAAGCUGUAGAUCGGACCCGCUGUUUUGUGGCCAUGUUAACAGACAGCUAUCUCAAGUCCUCUGUCUGUCAGGAGGAGUUUAACAUCGCACUGGCUCGAUACACUGCCAGGCACUUGCAGAUUGGAAAGAUCAAGGACACUCUGUCUCGGCACCGGAUGGCCGAAUUUAAUGAAAAGUACUUUUUCGACAAGGGGAAAGUGGUCGGCAAAAAAGAAAACACCUGGAUGAAACUGGACGUCACAGGUACGGUCACUUUCAGCUACGUCCACGACGGACUCAAAUGUGCCGCCAUUUUGUCCGAGCUGUUGAAGAUGGAGGCCCCGAACGUCUCCACCACACUUCUAAGCGGGAGUGAGGCAGCCGCCCGACGCGAGAUCGACAGCUCGGACAUAGUGGUGGCGUUUGUCAGUGACGAGUACCUGCAGUCUCCGCUACACAUGCAAGAGCUACACAUGGCCCUGUGUAAGCAGCGCGCGCUCAAGGACAGCACCGUGCUCUACCUGGUGAAGGGUGACCACUCGUCCCCCAGACCAUUCUACCCCCACCUGCUGCCCUUCAACGUGAGUCUGUCUGACCGCCACUGGGUGCGACAAGGGAAAAGGCUGACCAAUCAAACGUUCAAGUUCCUGGUGUACUGCGAGGGCAUGCAGGGAACGUACAUGUGUUCGUCGGCUCAAUACCUGGCUCUGCAGCAAGCUAAGGAGGAUAUCUUGGAGCUGCUCAUGUCUAAGGGCCAGGGUUCGAACUUUCAGACCAACGUGCUCAACGUGCUCAGUGUGAAAAACAGACUGGCAAACACUGAGCCCGAGGAUCUCAAGGUGGACCAGGUGGCGCUGUCAGUGUCAGAGCUGUCUCUUUCCCCGCUGGCCACGGACGAUGCCACAGACGAGAAAGACAACGAGGUCAACUACAUCGACGAUGAUGUUGAUGCAGACGCAGAUGAGGCCGAGACCGAGACGGACACAGUGGCUCAAGGUCAACAGACGACGGUGACCUCCGGGUCAGACACAGGUGGCAAAGCAGUGAUGACGGAAAUGAACGCUUUUUUCCAGCACGGAAAGUUGAAGAGUCGGUACAGCUACUUAGAUACGAGCGAUGCGGUGAACGCUGACGGCAAUCGUGCUCUGAAGAAACCCGCGGCCGUGGAACUGAAUGUUACGCAAUCAGCAGCACCACCAACGAUCUCACCUGCUACUGACAAAGCUGAUGGAGGGAAUCUUGUUCAAGGUCAGAGUCCAGGUCAGGACCAAGGUCAGAGCCCACAUCAGAACCAAGGUCAGAACGAUGGUGGGCAGGUGGAGGAGGACCGGAAAGUGGAAGUGUCCGUGACAGAUCAGCAAGAAAACUCGGGACUGGUGAGGAGAGCAUUACAGGAGAGAGACGCAUUACGCAGCAUCGAGAAGUUAAUGCUGGACAAGGAAGCAAGUCGGUCGUCUCGCUCCUGUGUUCUUUUGUGAACCCUCUCGCUAGUCGUAGAAUUCUUUGCACUGUACUGACUGAUAAUUCUUUUCACUGUAGGCCUUCUUUACACUGUACUGAUAAUUCUGUUCACUGUAUGUAAAACUGUACGUAUAAUUCUUUACACUGUGCGUAUAAUUCUUUAAACUGUACAGAUAAUUCUUUACACUGUACGUAUAAUUCUUUUCACUGUGCGUUGCAUAUAAUUCUACUCGCUCAUGAGAACACCUUCUUUUUAUGUAUAACUAGCCUGCCUAAUCGUUCUACGAACGGGAAAAUAUUAAUUGAUAUGUUGAAAUAUAUGAAUAUGAAUUGAUAUGUUGAAAUAUAUGAAUAUGUUGAAAUAUUUGAAUAUGAAUUGAUAUGUUGAAAUUUUGAAGUCCAUUUUGAGUUGCCUAUAUGUAUGCAGCCUUUAUUUCUUUGAUGUAUUUGUUAUGCGCUUGUAGACUGUCUUGUAACAUAUUGAUUACAUUGCGUUAAAGACUGCAGUCAUC
Aplysia californica (California sea hare) is the source of this 4052-nucleotide messenger RNA. RefSeq lists its product as uncharacterized. Gene Ontology annotation, biological process: signal transduction. NCBI's taxonomy places the organism in Eukaryota, Metazoa, Mollusca, Gastropoda, Aplysiida, Aplysiidae. The record is from RefSeq and is a predicted model, not a curated record.